GGGGAUCCGCCCGCGCGGCCGCCGCACGAGAGCUCGGCCCGGCCUGAGCAUGAGGGAAGGGUCGGCGCUGCCCGGCGCCCCCGGCGCCGCCCCGGUGCCCGGCUUCCUGGCCAAGCUGUGGGCCCUGGUGGAGGAUCCGCAGAGCGACGACGUCAUCUGCUGGAGCCGGAAUGGCGAGAACUUCUGCAUCCUGGAUGAGCAGCGGUUUGCCAAGGAGCUGCUCCCCAAGUACUUCAAACACAACAACAUCUCCAGCUUCAUCCGACAGCUCAACAUGUAUGGUUUCAGGAAGGUGGUUGCUUUGGAGAAUGGUAUGAUUACAGCAGAGAAAAACUCAGUCAUUGAGUUCCAGCACCCUUUCUUCAAGCAAGGAAAUGCACAUUUAUUGGAAAACAUCAAACGCAAGGUGUCUGCAGUAAGAACUGAGGAUCUCAAGGUCUGUGCAGAGGACUUACACAAAGUACUCUCUGAAGUCCAGGAAAUGAGAGAGCAGCAGAACAACAUGGAUAUCAGACUGGCUAACAUGAAGAGAGAAAAUAAGGCCCUGUGGAAAGAAGUGGCAGUUCUAAGGCAGAAGCACAGUCAACAACAGAAGCUGCUGUCUAAGAUUCUUCAGUUUAUACUAAGUUUGAUGCGAGGAAAUUAUAUUGUUGGGGUCAAAAGGAAAAGGUCUCUGACAGAUGCUGCAGGUGCUUCACCUUCCAAGUACAGCCGUCAGUAUGUCCGCAUACCUGUGGAGAGUGGCCAAGCAAUGGCUUUUUCUGAACAUAAUUCAGAUGAUGAGGAUGGAAAUCGUACAGGUCUCAUCAUCCGAGACAUCACUGAUACCCUGGAAAAUGCCACCAAUGGUCUCCUUGCUGUAGCACACACAAGUGGCAGAGACAGAGAGACGCAGACAGCUCUGGAUCCUGGCUUACCUAUUUGUCAAGUAUCACAGCCCAAUGAGUUAAGCUGUGCAGAACCUAUCCCUCCAGUUCAUAUAAAUGAUGUCAGCAAGCCCAAUGAAAUGGGAAAUGUUGCUGUAGAACUGCACACUGCGCAAGCUAAUGCUCCAGAAGACCCCGUGUCAGUGAUUGACUCCAUCUUGAAUGAGAAUAACUCUGGAAACCAAAAUGAUCCUUUACUGGACAGAGAAGAAAUUCAGGAUUUUCUUAAUUGCAUUGAUGCCAGCCUCGAAGAGCUUCAAGCAAUGUUAUCUGGGAAGCAGUAUAGCUUUGGUUCUGAAGCUUUCAGCGAUGUGUUUAACCCUGAACUGCCAGCCCUGGAUAUGAACUUGAUGGAAACUUCCCCUGGUAUGGAAAAUAUCGCAAACAUGGAAGACAGCACCGAAGAUCUGGGAGCAAGUGAGAGAGAAACAGCAGGAAGCAAAGAGUGCCACAAUAAGAAGAAGAAAUGCAAAUGCCAUUGUGGAAGUAUCUCCUACGUGGGCUACAACCCACAUAAAUGCAGUGCAACUCACUUUACUACUUCAGUGAUGCCAGUGCAUGCAGUGUGUGUAGGGACUUGAAGUGUGUUUCAGACAUUGAUCUUAAAAGACACAGGAGCCUUAGCUGCAGGCAUAGUCUCCUGCAGCUGUUGGUGUAAUCUGUCCGAGCUCAGCUGUGUGCUUUUCUUUAGCGAACCAAGUUUUGAAGCAGCCUCUCCAGUUUUCCUUGCCUUGAGUAAGAGACUUCACUUAUGUAUUGUUGGAGCCUGGAGUUUAAAAUGUUUGUUUUCCCUCAGAUAUGCAGCUGAUACAGUACAGGGCCAAUCCUCUGCUUUCGUUGUUUGAAGAGCUGCCUUCUGGUGAAGCUGGUGGGAAGACAGAGGAUCCAAAAGACCUCCUCCUGGCUCCCCUGGAGGAGAAACCCGCUCUCCAUCCUCCUUCAGGUAGUGAAACAGUCUUGCCACUGGCAGUUCCAGCAAACCAGGCUGAGCCCCCAGUGGACGCUCUGGGAAUGGGUGAUCCACCUCUCCUCUCGGAAGAUGGAAAUGGAGAGUAUAAGCUGUUCCCACUCCUGCUCCUCAGUCCUGUUGCCAACUUCAUAGAAGAAGCCUCCGAGAUAGAAACUUCCUGAACUCACGUCUGUAACUGGCCUAGUGGUGUGAAAAAGACAGCAAAGAUAAGUGGAUCAACGAGAAGUUUGAUCUUCUCUCUCCUCUCCUGCUUCCUGAGCAUCAUAAUCUAUAUCAGCUAAAGAAAGUUCUCUUUCUGUGAGCAAAGAGCGCAUGUGGGAAAGCUGAAAGAAGCCCUCAAAAGAAGAGCUAAUAGGAUUGAAGGCACUGGGAGGAGGGAAGGACAGCCUCCCUGUACACAUACCACAGUGUAUUUCAUAACUGUUUUUAUCUGAUAUCCUUAUUGCAAAAGGAAAGCUGUUUGUACCCUGUUUGUAAAGUUUGCCUGUUUGUUUUUGGUUUUAUUAGCUAUAUAGCAGUGUGGUGCGUAAUGUUUUCCAUAUGGUUUUAUUCUUUCUGAGAUGUUUCAAGAAGUGUCUUCUGGUUGGAAUUCAGGACUUUUGUUGUUGUUGCUGUUGGUUUGGGCUUUUUUUGAGACUUCUUUUUUAAUAGUUUCUGGCUACAAUUGUUUGCAUCGGCUUGAAUUACUUUCCUAUUCCUAGAUUUGCUCCUAGGUACAGUGAACAUUUUUUCCUAUGGAAAAUUACAUUUUAACUCUGGAGUGUUACUUUUUAACAUGCUGACACGCAUCCAUUGCCACGGGUCGUAGGCGUUGUGGUAGAAGUGCUUUGCCACCGUGCGUAGUGCUGAUCUCGUGCACAUUGCAUGGUGGCUUUUCUGGAGUGCCCUGCACCCAGCACACAGGUCACCUGUCCUCAGCAGCUGUGAGUAGCACUGAGUCAGGAGAUGUCCAGCAAAGGCCAGCAGCUGUCCUUAAAACGUGAACACAAAAAAGUCAGGGGUAAUUUGCAGUGAUGGGACAUUACAGUAAGAUCUCUCUUCUGCUUGCAAUAGAUGCUUGUUUAUCUGACCCUCUGCAGACACUGGACUUUUUCCUGGAUUUUCUUAAAGCUUAAUCAACUGAAUGGAUUGACAGUGAAUUACAAAAGCUACUAUCAGCUUAAUCAGAAAAUUUUCCCCAAAAUUCUCUCCUGCACCAUUUUCUUCGCUUCUCUGGACAGCUGUGACAGACAUCAGCCCUUAUCCCCCCUUACCAAUAGGAGAAGUGCUCCUUCACCAGCACAGGUUGGGAAGGGCCUAUCCGUAGCUCACAGAAGUCUGAAAUUUGCACAGCCAUAAAACACAGCUGCUGGAGCUGGGAGAGCCCUGAGGGCAGGCGGAAGACCAGCUGUACAACACUACGUGAUUCUAUCAAGUAACUGCAGUGGUAGGAAACAUUUCUCAGUUCAAGGAAGGCAGUCCACUUACAGGCUUUAUUCUCUCUGAAGUUUCCGAACUAAUAAGAUUUGGGUUCUUUUUAUGUUCAAGAAUCCAAGUUGUUUUGAUAUGCUGAAGCCUGCUGGAUAAUGCACAUUAUCUAUGCUGACCUCGCUAAGGUAGAUUUGUGCUUCGUUGUCAGAUCUUCCCUGUUGCGAAGGAGGAUCUCGCUACUGAGUAUGUGUACACCUCAAACACCUUCACAGUGUCAUUUUAUUCCCCUGCUUAUAACUGUUCAUUAUGUCUGUGACCCCCUACUUUUUUUAAUGAUUUCUUCCCAAAAGCCUUGAUUUUUGCCACGAGUGAGACAAUAAAGACCAACCUUUUCCUCAGCACUGCUGUGACAGCACAGUGCAGGUCAGAGUUCUGUGACCUCCAUUUCCUGAGCAGGUGAGACUUGAAGUGCAGUCCUGUAAUGGAGCAGUGCUGUAUUCUUCCACGAUGGAGUCUGCUCUCACUGCGUCUCACCAUCGGGUGUUUGACUGAAUUGCAGGAUAGUGUUUUAACACACUUUGUCUCUUAAGAAGUUAAGAAAUGGGCUUAGGAACGAUUCGUGAAUCUGUGUCUGGUUUGUGUUCUGGCCUAGGAAAUGGGUAUACUUGCUACUUUCCUACCAAGGAUUGCAAUACGAGGCUGAUGAGCAAGGAAAAAAAUACACGCUGAACUAAUUAAACUGUGGAACUGCAAAACUCAAA
This is a messenger RNA of Gallus gallus (chicken), 4067 nucleotides long. It is a transcript of the gene HSF3, whose product is annotated as Heat shock factor protein 3. Gene Ontology annotation, biological process: regulation of DNA-templated transcription. The record is from RefSeq and is a predicted model, not a curated record. The transcript is spliced from 13 exons. Lineage: Eukaryota; Metazoa; Chordata; Aves; Galliformes; Phasianidae. Bases 50 to 1507 code for a protein of 485 amino acids. Gene Ontology annotation, molecular function: DNA-binding transcription factor activity; sequence-specific DNA binding.